Messenger RNA from Carassius gibelio (silver crucian carp), 1862 nucleotides. Its product is annotated as leucine-rich repeat-containing protein 58-like. The record is from RefSeq and is a predicted model, not a curated record. The transcript is spliced from 4 exons. NCBI's taxonomy places the organism in Eukaryota, Metazoa, Chordata, Actinopteri, Cypriniformes, Cyprinidae. Bases 165 to 1220 code for a protein of 351 amino acids. Gene Ontology annotation, molecular function: protein binding.
AGCGCGCUUCGCACAGCUGCAGGUUAGCCGCUUUAGUCAAAGGGGAUCAUCUAUAUAUAAUAUAUGUGUAUGGAUUAUAAUUUAAGACAAGAAUUCCGAUGUGGUAACUUUUUAGAUUGUUGCACCAUUAAAAAGUGUGAUCCUUUUUCUGUAGCCUACUAAUUAUGGCUCGUUUCCCAAGCAUGGAAGAAAAGGGUUCUGUUUUAUAUUUAUCGCGUCUGCAUCUGGAAGACUUGAGCUUGGAUCACCUCACGGACAGUAAAAGACAACAAAUCCAGCAGCUGCAUCUCAAUUACAAUCGUUUUUCGUUUUUUCCACCUUCGGUUUGUUUUCUGUCCAACCUGGAAUAUCUGGACAUCAGCAAUAAUGCGCUCACAGUCAUACCAGAUGACAUUAUGCGCCUAACAAACCUGAAGACGUUUGUAGCAAAGAACAAUCUUCUGAACGAGUUCUCGUUCCCCAAAGAGUUUGAACGCAUGCAGAUAGAGACUCUGAAUCUGAGUGGGAACAGGUUUGAGGACAUUCCCAUGCAGUUUCUCAAGAUGACCACACUACAGUCCCUGUCACUUGGAGGAAACAGACUGAAGAAUAUCCCUGCAGAAAUAGAGAAACUGACCAGUCUAGAGAUGCUGUAUUUGGGAGGAAACCUCAUCUCCUCCAUCCCACCUGAGGUGGCUGACCUCACCAGUCUGAGAUACCUGGUUCUAUGUGACAAUCGCAUCCAAAGCAUACCGCCCCAGCUCAACAAACUACACUCCCUGCUCUCUCUCAGUCUCCACAACAACCUGCUGACCUUCCUCCCUCGUGAGAUCCUCAGCCUCGUCCAUUUGCAGGAGCUCAGUCUGCGUGGAAACCCUCUUGUUGUGCGCUUCAUCAAGGAUAUGACCUACGACCCUCCAUCCCUGAUGGAGCUGGCAGGACGCAUUGUCAAGUCCCAGAACCUGCCGUUCAGCUCGUGUGACCUACCGUCCAAUCUGAUCCAUUAUUUAAACCUGGCCAGCGAAUGUCCCAACCCGAAGUGUGCAGGUGUUUACUUUGACUCUUGUGUGAGGCACAUCAAGUUUGUGGAUUUCUGUGGGAAGUACCGCCUGCCGCUCAUGCAUUACCUCUGUUCGCCGCAGUGUUCCUCUCCCUGCAGCUCAAACCCACAGAGCGACGCGGAGUCAGAGGAGGAGAACAGCGUCCCUGCAGACAGGCUCCAGCGGGUACUGCUGGGAUAGGACAAACCUCCAACAGAGACAGUUACCUGCACCAGGAUUUCCAUUUAAUGCUUAAUGCUUCAUGUUUUACAUAGGCCUAUAAAAUGUUAAAAAACACUUAGACUCAAAAGAGUUGGGUUUUAGAACACUUUAGUAGUCACUCAAAAUAAGAGCAAUGGCUCUUUAAUGUGAUUAAUAAAGGUUUAAACUGUAAGUCAAACUUAAACUAUUCCCACUAAUGUUGCUCACAAGGCAUCUGAAAACGUUUGUAUAUUGCCUACAGUAUUUCGAGUAGGUCAGCAUGACACAGACCAAUCCUACAUGCAAUCAGAGAACACACUGACCACUUUGCACUUCUGGAAAAUGUGAUCAAUACGUGAACAGUUACUCUUUGACCUCUUCUUUGUAUCGACUGUUAAUCUGCCCUAACUUUUCUGUCCAAAGGUCAGCUUAUGGACUAUGAUGGCUACAUCACACAAUUUGAAAAUGUAUAGAAAGCUACCAUCCAUGAUUUUUUUUUUUUUUUGUAUUUAGUCUUAUUCUCAGAAGUUUGGCUACAUCAAACAGGUUUCAGAUCAGUAUUAAAAGGUUUUCUGUCUCCAAGAGCUCAUAAUGGCCUUAAUAGUAGACUAAUAAAACAUAUAUUAUAUUCCUUGAUGAUAA